Centropristis striata (black sea bass) is the source of this 2252-nucleotide messenger RNA. RefSeq names its product fibrinogen silencer-binding protein (gene fsbp). NCBI's taxonomy places the organism in Eukaryota, Metazoa, Chordata, Actinopteri, Perciformes, Serranidae. The record is from RefSeq and is a predicted model, not a curated record. The transcript has 2 exons. The coding region runs from base 315 to 1280 and encodes 321 amino acids.
CUGAUUCUUAUUGUGUGCAGCACAGCCUGUUUUUGUUGUGCAACGUGGCUGAGAGGGAACCUAGGAGUAGUGUAUGAAUCCAUGCACAUGUUAGACAUGUCUUAUGUUUGAUUUUAGAAGAAGAAUUGUAGGAAAAUGAGAAAUAUAUGGGAGAAAGAGUAGUGUGAGCUUUAUCACCGAGGACCAAGAGAAGCCAGCAGCAGGGACAAAAAGAGACAGGUGGGAAGAGUGAGGAGCUUUAGUACUGACUGUGGCUGCUGAACGCUGACAGCCAUAGGCCCUACUUGGUCUGUCUGAGUCCGCUAUGCUAUAAGAUGGCAUCCAGCUCUGUGUUCCUGUCCAGUAUGGUGGGUAAAGCUCGCUCGUCCAACUUCACCCUCUCUGAGAAGCUGGACCUGUUGAAGCUGGUCCGUCCUCACAUCCGCAUCCUGGAGGAGCACACCAACAAGCAUGCGGUCAUCGUGGACAAGAACAAGUGCUGGGACACUGUGGCUGAGCAGUACAACGCCUUGGGAGGGGACAGACCCCAUCGCACCGCUCAGGGCCUCAGGACCCUUUACAAGAGACUGAAGGAGUCAGCCAAGCAGGAAGUGAUGCAGCGGAGACACGCCCAGCCAGAGUACAGAGCGAGCAUCUCCGAGCCAACCAGGAGAAUUAUGGAGAUGAUCCCUCACCUGUUCCACCAUGUGCCCAUCCAUGAAAAGGACCAGGCACUACGCAGAUUAAUAUACAACAAGCACAACUCUCCUGUCGAACAUCCUGGCAGCAGCUCCUCCUUGGCCGGACUCCAGGAUUACUCAGCAGCUGUCCCAAGUAUCCCCCAUGAGGUGGUCCAGCUGGACCCUGAAGAGGAUGUGAAACCACCGCCAGACCUCCCCAUCCUCUCCACCACAAACACAGAGCCAGAGCUGGACGGAGGCCAGGAGCGGGAAGCGGAGCAGGACUUGGGCAGCGUCCAUGACUACGAAGCAUCCCUGUCUCCCGCCCCUUCCUCUGUUAACCUCCCCCUCUCCACAUCGCCGCUGCCCUCACGCCACGACCUGUACCCCAACUACAUCUACCCUCACCACGAGCCCGAAAGGUUUCGCCCGCUGCACCUCGCCAAAGAGGAGCACGAGUUGGUGUUGGCCAAUCACAGGAAGGUCGCCAUGUAUCUGGAGGAGAAGCGAGAGGGGCUAAAGAGGAAACAGGACCUGGAGGAGGAACUUCUGAGAGCCAAGAUCAAAGUAGAGAAACUAAGAGCUGCUCGGCUGAGACACGGACUGCCAAUUCCUCUAUAGCGAGCAUGAACACACCCGUCUGUGUCCAGUGUUAGAAAGGGAGAGGAGCUUCGAGUACGUAGAAGAAGCUCAGGAGCAAUCACACUCAUCAGUUUCAUGUUGGAAAGCUGUUUUAGAGCUUGAAUUUUCUUUUGGAAACAUAGUGCCUCGUGCAGACACUUAAAGCCUGUUUGCAUAUUGCAGGAUAAGGCUGACUUGUGUUGCCAUCAGUCUGUAUUUUGCGUGUCCGUGUUAAACUUGUAUCAUCUGUCUUGUAGGUUUUUGACAUAAGCAGUAAGAAAACUUGUAAAUGUUCACAAUACAAACGCUGUGCCAGGUUAAAACAAAGGUUAAAUAAUGUGAAAGAUCAGCUUUUGGAAGGUAAUUUUGGUAAUGGAUAUUCAUGAUAGUGCUUUUCCUGCCUAAAUCUGCCACUAAUAUGCAUCGAUGGGAAUUUUAGCAUCGUGUUAACAGCAUUUACUGUCAUGAUACUGGAGUGAGUCUGCCCCAAACACAUCAGGGCAAAUUUUUAACACUCUGUCCAUUCUUUAUAAAGAAUAUUUCCACUUGAUGUGAUGUGAAGAACUAAAAAGGCAUUUCUUUGUAGCACUUUUAGGUAACCUCACUAGGGGCCUUUAUUCAAAAUUCUGUAGUUUAGAAGUGAAAAAGAAGCACUCCAAACACAAAACAUGUUAAGAAACCAAGGAUUGAAGCACAUAUUAAACUGCCGAAGGCCUUAAACACAAGAUGUAAAUGAUGACAAAUCCUGUUCUGUGAAGUGCUGAUUUUACAUCAAAGUGAGAGAAGUCAGAAACUCUCUGAAUUGCUGAAUUGAUGGCCAGUUACAUGAUCAAAAGAAGGGAGAUGUGGAAUCGGUAUUGCGAUGUUAUUUAAAUGUGUUUAUUAAUGCAGCAUUGAUUGUAUUGUAAUGUUGGUAAAUGAGUGUUGUCAGUUUCUUUUACACUUUGUAUAUAUGUUUACUUGUUUCUAUUA